AUGAGAGAGAUUCCCGAGUUUUGGGUAAGAAGAGAGGGGGGCAAGGAUAACGGGAUAAGGGGGAGGGGUGGGGAGGGAGCACCUCCAGCCGUCAAUGGGCGUCGAAGUGCUUCGUCCUGUGGCAGUACUAGGGGGCAAUUCCGACGCUUGCUCACUGGCGUCGAAAGAGGAAUAGAUGAUCGUCAAGUCAAAACUGAGGGUACUCGAGGAGCUGCUGGACUGGGGAGCGCAGGACAGCCCGGCUCCCCACCAUCCUGGCAGGCAAUCCUUGACGAUAUCUGGUACGUGACAGUGGAAGAAUGGGUGGUGAUGGUGGAGGAAGACAGAUGGAGGGCGACGUGGAAGAUGAAGAAGCGGCCGUUGGGAGAAGAGGGAGAGAAGGAGAAGAAGAAAAAGCCGGACGGGGCUGAGAAGAAAGCUUCAAGGUUGGGCGAUGGGCUGGUAUCGUACGGUAUGGUAUAG
This is a messenger RNA of Monascus purpureus, 462 nucleotides long. The record is from the annotation of a GenBank genome assembly. Lineage: Eukaryota; Fungi; Ascomycota; Eurotiomycetes; Eurotiales; Aspergillaceae.